Harmonia axyridis is the source of this 3122-nucleotide messenger RNA. RefSeq names its product autophagy-related protein 101 (gene Atg101). The record is from RefSeq and is a predicted model, not a curated record. Gene Ontology annotation, biological process: autophagosome assembly; autophagy. The transcript has a single exon. Gene Ontology annotation, cellular component: phagophore assembly site. NCBI's taxonomy places the organism in Eukaryota, Metazoa, Arthropoda, Insecta, Coleoptera, Coccinellidae. The coding region runs from base 296 to 964 and encodes 222 amino acids.
ACUAAGAAAUCCCAUUUCAAAUACCAAAGAUUUAAUUGAUUCAAAGUGUUUCUCGAAGAAACAGAAGAUAAAAUUCGUUUUUGUGCAAUUGUGACCUGGACUAGAACUCUGUUAUCAGCUUUUGAUGAAUGUGAUAUAUUUUUGAAUAAGUGAUCGAUAAUAUUAGCUGCAAUUCGAUUCUCAGGGAUAAAAAAAUCUGUGAUUUUCAAACUAAUCAAUAAGUUAAAGGAGUAUAUAUCAAAUAUAUUAUGCAAAUUAUUUCUUGACAAGAAAGAAUUGGGACAAAUCGAUAGAAAUGAACGCUAGAAGUCAGACCUUCGAACUAUCCUUGAUAGGUAAUCAAACGUACGAUGCCGUAUCUAGCAUAUUUCACACUAUUUUGCUGCACCGUACUCUCGGCAAAUUCAAUAACUACGAGGGUACCAAUAAAUAUAAGAUGGGUAGCAUAGGUUACAUGGAUGUUACUUGCGAUUUUAUCGACCUCCAUUACGUUUGUUGCUCUUCCUCCGCCUUAUGUAGUCUGGUGAAUGGGGAAAUCCUAAAAUUCUCCAACGCUAUUCACGAGAGCGAGAAUCACGGCUACAAUACCGGCCAGAUCAGCCUGGAGUUCUUCGAAAGGCGACCCCAAAAAUGGCCGUUGUAUUCAGACUGUGUUCCAUGGGAAAUUUGGACAGUACGAUUGGAUUUAGUGUCGGUGACUCUAAACAAUUUGAGUGACUAUCCUCGAAAACUUGGACAAGUGAUAGGUGAUAAAAUAAUCCACAUAACCGAUAUAAUGAACAGGCACGAGAAUUACAUACCCGUGGUCUCCAAUCAUACCGAUUUGGAAUACGUUUUCAAUACUAGCCUACCUGACGUACAGCCAUAUCUCUUCAAACUGGAUUAUUCCAUCAAUGGACCGUCCUCUGCAGUUAGUAUGGGUUCGACUGUACGAAAACUUCUUAGAGAAACCUUUUCGUUUUAGUAUUGUUGCUAACGAACUUACAGUUUCGAUCGGGUUUUCACAUCACACAGAUACUUCAUAAUUAUAGUGAAUUUUCACCGUAUCUUACUGCUUCUUUCAUUAAAACUGACCUGACAUGGAACUGAAUAUUGAUUUGCAUGUACCCAUUCAGUAUAGAAGUUGUUUGACAAUUCAGAGAAGGAAUCGAUAAUUCCUUUCGCCAGAAUAGUACUGCCUACUAUCAAUUAUUUUCAAACUGAAGGGCCAGAUAUUCAAUCGAAUAAUUCUAAAUUCACGAAAAAUUAUGGAACUUUAUUUUAUUGGCACUCAAAAUGCACUUUCAUUUUGUAACCUCUCCAAUUACUUUAUUUAUUACGACUUUAAUCACCUGCUGUAAUAUUCUAUAUGAAGACCUACACUUGAUUCGAAUUUGUCACAGCAAGAUAGCAAAUUUGGACACAAACAUAUGACAAAAAUAAUUUUUGUAUAAGGGGAUGAUAGUAUUGUAAUCUAAAUGGUAGUAAUCAAUUUGUUGUAAUCUGCUUGGUAUGAAUCAAUUUGUUUUAGUACUAACGAAAUAUCUAAUUUUGUUGAUUCAUUCAUGUAAAGAUGAAAAUGGGUUUAUUUGAUGAAUUUCGGGACUGUGUGAUUUUUUAAAUUUCUUUUUAUUAUCUGAUUUUGUUUUGUAUGAAAUCUGAUUGUUGAAUCUUUUAAAUAUAUUUUGCGUAUUAUUUUUUUUCUAGAAUUGGUUAUUUUUUCAUUGUUAUGUAACUAGUUAUUUUCUAAGAUGUGUAAAAUAUCUGGUAUAUUCAUUUAUGUUCAAUCGUAGGUUAAAGGUAAAAUAUUGUGUUUUGGGUUUUCUAAUAUUCUAUGAAGAGAGGGUCUUCUCUUUAUCACAUUAUAUAUUGUUUUGUGAUUUCUUGUUUUGAUCAAAGGAAAAUAUCAUGGUGGCCUUCUACAUAUGAGAAAUUGGAGACAAUUGUAAUCUGAUGAGCUUGUCUCUUUUGAACUAAAAAAAGUCAGUUAUUUUAGACAUCUUAUUCUAACAUUUGAACAAAUAUUCCUAAGUAUUUACAGUGCAAAAAUUAAUCUACUUCAAAAAAAUAGUUGUAUAUGAAAAUAUGAAAUUUAUUCCUUAGUAUCUAUAUAACUUUGGUACAUGACAAUGUCUAUUUAUAAUAAUUUUAAUGACUUUUCCAAUUUGUUUUUGUGGAAGAAUAUAGAUUUAAUUUUCAUUCAACUUUUGAAAUUCAAUUCAAACUUCCAUAAAAAUUAGUCAAUCAUAUAUUAGUUUCCUCAGUUCUGUCGUCGUUUUAUGAAAGCUUUACAAACUAGUCAUAAGUUUUCUUAUAGAUGAAGCUGAAAAGAUUUCACUUUCAUUUUCACAAAGUUGUGAUAGAGUUAAAAGUGAUGAGCUUAAUAUAUUAUUAGACUCCAGUAGCUACUGGACUUCUUAAUUUUCUAUUAGUAAUCUUGUCAUUUCAAAUGUUCCUGCGCUUUAUCUUUUAUUUUUCUGACAAAAAUAGAAUCUUUCCUUUUUAUUGUGCAUAUAUUUAUACACAUGAAAAUUGAUUAUAGUACAAAGUUCUGUUCUUAGUAGCGUUUGGUGAUAUAGAUGAGAUUUGGUUUUAUUGAAUGUAGGUGUGUAUUGUUGAAACAGGCUUUGUACGAUGUAAAUGAAAUGAAAUUUAUUUAUGGUAUAAUAUUUGUGUUAGUUUUUGUGAAUGUUGGUGCACUAGAUUUUUUGGAAUGUAGUAUUUAUUUAUAGUCAAAUAUAUUUCAACUACUCCGGUUUUCAAGUAUGGUGAUUGGUUGUGAUGACUCCAUUCAAUAUUAAUUCAGCAUGCGUUGAAGUAUACUUUCAGUUUCUCUCAAAACCGAAUAUAUUUCAAUGAAAGACAAAUAAAUCCUUAUACUAGAUAUAGAAGAAACAUUUUCUAUUAUUUCUGUUCAUUAAAUGCAUAAAGAGUCAUUCUAAAAUUUUGAUUGUGAUACAUUUCGAGCACCAGGAAGUAUGUAACAAUAAUGUAUGAAUAACGCACGUUGAAUCAUAGAUCCUUAAGAUAUGUACAUAUUCAAUCGGAUAACAACAAAAACAUGUAAAUACUUGUGAAUAGUUCUAGUUUAUUAUUAAAUGUGAUGUCAAUACUAAUGAGAGAAAAAUAAAUUUAUCUAUCUA